This is a messenger RNA of Anopheles bellator, 1792 nucleotides long. RefSeq names its product lysosome-associated membrane glycoprotein 2-like. The coding region runs from base 209 to 1111 and encodes 300 amino acids. The record is from RefSeq and is a predicted model, not a curated record. Gene Ontology annotation, cellular component: membrane. Lineage: Eukaryota; Metazoa; Arthropoda; Insecta; Diptera; Culicidae. The transcript has 4 exons.
AUUUCUUCUGCCGUUGAUUAGUCAGAUCGGACUUGGAGUUGAUCGCGCAGAAAAGUUGGUUCCGGUGAUAAGAGGCCGUGAUUGUCGGUGAAGGAUUCAACGUUCCGCGACUGUCAUCUUGUUUCAGUUCGUAGCAUAACUUUGCACGACGCACCGAGCUAGCAGCCUCGCCGCAGAAUUAGGACUCUUCCUGUGAAACGAAACGAAAAUGCAUCCGCUUCGUGCGUCGUUCGUUUGCCUGCUGGUGGCAGGACUGGCAAUCUGCAAUGCUCAAAUCGAAACCACAACGGCGAAACCACCGAUGCCAACACCGGAAACGACCACAACGCCAACACCCAGCCCAAACAAUACCACCACUACCACCACGACCACCACCACAACCACGACGACGGUGGCACCGACGACGACCACAACCGCGGUGCCACCUACUCCGAAACCGGUGCCGGAACCGGAGAUGGGUACGUGGAGCUACGCCGAAAGCAACCGAACCUGCGUCAUCGUUCAAAUGGCCAUGCAGUUCAAUUUGAGCUACUUCGACACCGCCAACAAAACGGCCAACGUGCUGUACAACAUUCCGAAGGAAGCCCGGGUCAAGUCGGGUGCGUGCAUGAACUCGUCGGACUACAUUGAGCUCAGCUGGUUCGGCAGCAACCAGAGCAACGUCGAGAACACUUUGAAAGUUGCGUUCGUGAAGAACGCGACCGAACAUGAGUUCGCCCUCGCGGGACUGCAGCUCAACUUGCUGGUCAUGGGCGAAUCUUUCCCCAACGCCAAGGCGAAUCAAAGCUUGCAGCUGACCAACAAUGCGACGCUGUUCAAAACGCCGCUGCAAAUGUCGUACCACUGCAGCAAGCCACAGCUGCUGAACAUGACGUCCGCCACCGCCGGCCUCGGUCAGCCCACGGUGACUGUGACGAAGGUCCAGCUUGAGGCGUUCCACGAGAAGAAGGACAAAAACUUCUCGAUCGCCAAAGACUGCGAAGCCAUCGAUACGCCCGACAUCGUGCCGAUCGCCGUCGGGUGCGCCCUGGUCACACUGAUCAUCAUCAUGCUGAUUGCAUAUUUGGUGGGCCGCAACAAUGUGCAGGGACAGGGAUACCUCAGCAUGUAAGGCGGGCGCGUACCUAAAAGCCAUCCUGUUGUGCAGAAUGUGGGUAAAGAACCAAUAGAGUGUGGUCACUUUCUGUUCCUGCUGUUGUAGGGACGGUGUCCAGUUAUUUUUUUUUCGAAAAUAAUUUCCAUACCACACGAUCGUAUGUUUUUUUUUGUUUUGCUCAACCCAUCGGAUCAAUGCAAUGGCAUUUUGGUGUUGAUGCCGUUAUCAUCCCCCCUGAGCUUUUGUGAUAAAAAAGGCUACUCGGAUAUUUUUUCUUUCACCGUUUAGUACACGGCCAUACAUUGGGUUUAUUUUUAUUUCUCAUGCCCUUUGGGGGCCAAUAUUCAACCCGAUCCAAUUCGGAAAAGCAUUCGCAUCCAUCGAUUAACACAGAGCAAACCCCGAAUGGGUGUUGUUGAAAUUUUCGAAAUUUGUGUGGUGAAGUUAGGCGUUAGGCAUUGGGACUGGGUGAUUACAAAUGUGAAACGGUUAAAGCAAGUACAAGAAGAACCUUUACUGUGGCAUUACAGUGCAACCAUGAACAUCAAUUAAAGAAAAUCUGGCUGCAUUGGAAAGAAAUGAUGCGAAAAGGGCACACGCGGAUACAUUCAUACGUCCGAGCACGGUUUUCGCUGCAAAUAUUGUCUGUAAUAAUAGAGUAAUUUUUAUGAAACAAUAAAUACACAUUGAAACGUA